AUGCCUUAUUGCAAGCACUGUGCAAAAGAAAAACAAGGGGCGCGAGGAUGUCACCUUGCCGAAAACACCAAAACUUCCAGGGAGCCCCAAGAUUUUCUUUUCAGUUACCCUUGCGGAAACAGCAAGGGGCUAUGCAGCAGAAAAGGCUCAAAAUUCUUCAACUUUGCCGAAGCAAGCCCGCAUGCCAGGCCUUCACUCUUUGCCAAAGGCCCAAACACAAGCUCCCUAGCCGCAGAACAAGACCAGCCCUAA
This is a messenger RNA of Prunus armeniaca (apricot), 252 nucleotides long. NCBI's taxonomy places the organism in Eukaryota, Viridiplantae, Streptophyta, Magnoliopsida, Rosales, Rosaceae. The record is from the annotation of a GenBank genome assembly.